AAAAGAAUAAGUUAUUAAAGUGAGUGAUGAGAAAACAAUUUGUAUGAAAUGAUAAAAACAUUUGUUACACCAACUUAAGUUUCGGCGGUCAUUCAUUUAAUAUUAAACUUCAAGGUUUUCUUAUGCGAAUUUCGUGAAGAUGGAAUUUGACGAUGAGGAGUUCCUGUUCAAUACAACAAAUGAUACGGCGCAUUCAUCGGGAUUCUCGGAGCCUGAUUCAUUGAACAUCAUAGUACCCCUAAGCAUCACAUAUGCCAUCAUAUUCGUGGCAGGAGUCCUGGGAAAUAUAAGCACGUGUGUAGUCAUAGCACGCAACAGAUCCAUGCACACGGCUACAAACUUCUAUCUCUUCAGCUUAGCGAUCUCUGAUCUACUUCUGCUAGUUUGUGGGCUUCCUCUUGAAGUGCAUCGGCUAUGGAGUCCGCUCUCUUACCCUCUUGGCGAAGCGCUUUGCAUCACCGUGGGGCUUAUAUCGGAAACGUCCGCCAACGCAACGGUUUUGACUAUAACAGCGUUUACUGUCGAAAGGUACAUUGCUAUUUGCCGUCCGUUUAUGUCACACACCAUUUCGAAGUUGUCAAGAGCUGUGCGGUAUAUUAUCGCGAUCUGGGUGUGUGCUUUGUGUGCUGCAGUACCGCAAGCGAUGCAAUUCGGUAUAGUGACUUAUAGUGAGAAAGGGCAGAAUAUCAGUGCGUGCACGGUGAAGGGACACGGUGUGCACCAGGUGUUCGUGAUUUCAAGUUUCGUGUUCUUCGUAGCGCCGAUGUCUUUGAUCACAAUCUUGUAUGUGCUGAUCGGUGCUAAACUGCACACGUCUCGUGUUCUGCAUCCUUUAAAGAAGACUUCGAUGGACAGCAGCGAGCGCCCAAAUGGAAUCCCGAGGUACAGAAAUGGCGCUUCACAGAGACGCGUCAUUAGGAUGCUGGUUGCUGUGGCGUUGUCAUUUUUUCUUUGCUGGGCGCCUUUUCACGUGCAGAGGUUGAUAGCCAUCUACGGGAAGAAUUUGGAACACCCUACUGAUACGUUUUAUAAGGUGUACAUAGUGCUGACCUACAUAUCGGGCGUCCUGUACUUCCUGUCCACGGCGAUCAACCCCUUCCUGUACAACAUUAUGUCGAACAAGUUUCGAAACGCCUUCAAGUUGACGCUAUCAAUGUGGUGCAGCAGAGAUGUCCCACGUAUGGAGCGGACUUACAGCGCAUUGCUGGCUUCUAAAAGGCAGCGUGCUGCGUCCAGAGCAACGCAGCGGCAGCGAUAUCCGCGACUACUUUGUCGCCUAUCAACGGCCUCAUCACAGCUGGGUGACGCACCGCCUCGAGCGCAGUCCUACCACCGAAGAGAUCUCUCAGUCGUGAAUGAAGUGCCGGGGUCGACCUGGCUGUGGCAGCAACGUCUGACGGAAGGCUCAGACUCCUUCACCUCCCCACGUAGCAUCUCCAAUUCCAGCUUACACGAAGUAGAUCAAGAACUAAGCGGUGAAGAAUUGGCAACUUUUUUGUAUCAAGUAAAUUGUAAUAUUGGUGGGCUUACCUGAGACACGUCUGUUUAGAGAACCCUGAGUGGAACUCUAAACUGAGUCAAGAAUUAAAUGGCAGGAAUGCUUGGUGCGUAAAAUUGUUUCUUAUUGAUUGUAGUAGAAAAAUAAUGUUUUUAUACAAAUAAGUUGCAUAUGUAAAAGGAGUCACACUUCUUAUUCUCGUUUUCAAACGCGCUAAUUUUAAUAGGUUAGAAAAAUAAACACAUCAAAACCAAUGGUAAACUGUUGUAAAAAUUUAAGUUAAGAUUGAUUUGAGAAAGAAUUCGAAGAUCGACAAAACAUUAAUUUCAUAGAUAUGGAGGCCUAUUAAACAUUUUUUUGCCAUUAUGUUUAAAUAAAUAAUUGGGCAAUCAUACUGUAAUAUCAAAAUGUUUUUUGACCCCCUACUAGCCCACUACAGUUAGCAUGGGUCUUCUCUUGGAAUGAGAAGAGUUAAGGCCGUAGUCCAUCACAUUAGGUAAGUACUGGAGUUGGAUUGGUUAUGGUUACACAGGUUCCGGUUUCUUCACUUUUUGUGCCGUUAGAGCGAGUGAUAUAAAUGCCGAAGCAAUUGCAUGUUACUCCGAAAAUAUUAAGAUGAUCGAAACACGGAGAUCGAACUCGGUCCCCUCAAAAGGGAGGCCGAAGUUCUGAUCACUAGGCCUCCCAAUGAGAGUAUUAGCCCACAAUCACCACGCUGCUGGGCAGACGAGUUAGUAAUCGCAGAAGAUGGUAUUAGUAACACAGAGAACUCUGCUGCCCAUUCUCUGUUGUAUUCCCUUAGUCGAACGCGGGAUAAGGAGGGGUGAUGACAACUGUACUCUAAUCUUACCACGCAGCAUAAUAAACACAGAUGUGAUAUUAUAAACGUGAAAUUUUGUAUGCAUGGAAGAUUGUAACUCUUUCAAGAUAAAAUCGACAU
Molecule: messenger RNA, 2438 nt
Organism: Pararge aegeria (speckled wood butterfly)
Lineage: Eukaryota; Metazoa; Arthropoda; Insecta; Lepidoptera; Nymphalidae
Gene: Pbanr
Product: pyrokinin-1 receptor-like
Exons: 6
Coding region: 140-1534 (464 amino acids)
Biological process (GO): neuropeptide signaling pathway
Cellular component (GO): plasma membrane
Molecular function (GO): neuropeptide receptor activity
Source: RefSeq, a predicted model, not a curated record